Psylliodes chrysocephalus is the source of this 1106-nucleotide messenger RNA. Lineage: Eukaryota; Metazoa; Arthropoda; Insecta; Coleoptera; Chrysomelidae. The record is from the annotation of a GenBank genome assembly.
CGCGCAUGCGAACUUCGCUCUUUUUCCAUUGACAACUGCACAAACGUGAGGUUGUCUGUGGUUUAUAAUAUAAUUUUUUAAUAUCAAAGACAUCCUUUAAGGAUUUAAGUUCUAAGAUGGUGCAAAAGAAGCCCAAGAAGAAGUCAGGCAAAAAGGUGGCCGCAGCCCCUCUAGCUGUGAAAAAAGUUGAAGCAAAGAAAGAAGUAAACCCUCUUUUUGAAAAAAGGCCUAGGAAUUUUGGAAUUGGUCAAGAUAUUCAGCCCCCAAGAGACUUAUCAAGGUUUGUUAAGUGGCCCAAAUAUAUUCGCAUUCAAAGACAAAAGGCUGUUUUACAAGCAAGAUUGAAAGUCCCACCACCAAUCAACCAAUUUUCCCAAACCAUUGACAAACAAACAGCCACUCAACUUUUUAAAGUUUUGGAAAAGUACAGGCCAGAGACUGCACUACAAAAAAAGAAUAGGUUAAAAGCUAAAGCUGAAGCUAAAGUAGCAAAAAAAGAAGAUGCGCCCACCAAAAAGCCAAAUACCUUAAAAGCUGGUACAAAUACCGUUACUAAACUUAUUGAGCAGAAAAAGGCCCAAUUAGUCAUCAUUGCACAUGAUGUAGAUCCAAUUGAAUUGGUACUUUUCCUGCCAGCUUUAUGCAGAAAAAUGGGAGUACCAUACUGUAUAGUUAAAGGCAAAGCAAGGUUGGGGCUUCUUGUAAGACGCAAAACGUGUGCUGCUAUUGCCCUUACACAAGUUGAUUCUGGAGAUAGGUCAAACUUCAACAAACUCUUGGAGGUCAUCAGGACCAACUUCAAUGACAGAGCUGAUGAAAUCAGGAGGCACUGGGGUGGCGGUCUACUUGGUUCCAAAUCAUCAGCCCGUGUUGCCAAAUUGGAGAGGGCCAAGGCUAAGGAACUUGCUCAGAAACAGGGCUGAGUCAUUCAUUAAAAUUCGAUUCUUGUUUUUAUCUACAGGACUUGUAAUAAUAAAUAAAUUUAUAAGAUUAUUGUUUUUUAAUUUUUAUUUUUAUUUAGAGAAAAAUCCCUAUUCCUUGCAUAAUGAGGAUAAGUUAUCUGAGGAAUCAAGAGUUUUGUUUGUUAUGGAAUGGGGGACAAGGUU